Messenger RNA from Durusdinium trenchii, 1050 nucleotides. The record is from the annotation of a GenBank genome assembly. NCBI's taxonomy places the organism in Eukaryota, Dinophyceae, Suessiales, Symbiodiniaceae.
AUGGAUGUGAAGGAAGAGAUGAAAGAGGACCCAGAGAAUAACAAGAAAUCAGAGCUUGUGGAGGUCCAGUGCAAUAUGCGCGAACAGGGCAGCCCAGGAAACUUGAAAUGGAAAGAUUUCGCUGAGCAGCUUCAGGUGGCCUUUCCCAGGCGGACCGAUUUGUCCUACCUGGAGAGCCUUGAGUUGCCUCGGGGCCACGACCCGAGUGAGACGUUUCGGGUGUCUUUGUGGCAACUGGGCUUUGUGGAGUGCUGCAGCUCCAAGCCUAUGACUUUUAGAGUCACGGCAGCGGCCCUGGCAGACGAGUAUUUAACGAACACUUGUCUGACUGCACAGGAGCCUUUGCUUCUGUAUCAGCAGCCCCUUGACCUGCCCUCGGAGUUCAAAUACUCUGAGGAGCUUGAGGGGGCCAAAAGGAUGGGCCUGGUGGCACUCUUGGAUUUACCCGAGCAGUGCCUAUCCUUGUUGCUACAGCACGUAUCCGAAUUUGGAUUUGAUGGCUGCGCAUUCAAUGAGACCGCUUUUAGCAACAAGAAGCCCACGCCUGGCUUUCAGCCGCGUGCAAACAGCGACCGAGCAUGGCAGAAAAGGCUAGCGGCAACAUCCGAAGGCUACGAAUUGCUGGUCCGCUACGUGCAUUGUUCACACGCGCGCAAACCCAGUGCAAUUCGCUCCAAAUUGGACACGGCUGCAAUGACCGAGGCAACGCAAAUGAGUCAGCUCUUGAUUUCAUGUUUGCAGGAAAUCCAAGACCAGCACGCUUUGCCCGGGGGAGCGAAAGACAAAACCCUACAAGACUUCGUGGAUGGAGACAACAACCUGGAGCUGGAAUUACAAGGCGCCAUCUCAGAAUUGAAAAAGGGAUGGCAGCCUGCUGAGCUGACACCUUUCAGAGAGCUUAUCGCUACUUGCAUAGCCAACCGCGAUGGCAAAUUGGAAGCGCUGGGGAAAGGCCGCUGGGCAGCUUGAAAACAGGCUUUUGAAGUGCUAUACUACCAUCUUUGCAGCAUGGCGUAGACAUUUAUGCAGUCUGGAAGGCCAAGUGCCUGG